UGGCCUCUUUCACCAGCAAACCCCUCGAUCUUUUCCAACCGUUCUCCCCGCGCGAAUCGAGCUUCUAUGCCUCCGACCUCCGGAGACGCCCAGACUCCUGAGCCCAAAAGCACAAAUGGACUUGUCAGUGUCUUCAAGAGUUUGACUGGCGGAAAACAAUCCCGCAGUCCCAGUUCGCACACUCCCGCUCUGAUAGCUCCUCGACUCAAUGGCUUGAGCAGUUCCCCGCCUACAAACUUUGGAGGUCCUCCGAACUAUGAAGAGUUAUAUGAACAGUUGAAGAUCGGGAAUCCUCUUCCAGAUCGACUUGCGGCAGCAGAGGCGAUACGCCAUGCUGUUCAAGACUUUCCUCUGAGCGGUAUAACAAGCAUAUUCAAAGAAGGGAAGGAUCUCAUCGAACCGACGAAAGCACCAGAAGCUCGAAAUAUUGGGUUUCAGCUUCUCACUGCAUGCGUUCAAAAUACAUCCUCGACUGAUCCGGAGCGAUUAGCUUACUUCCAAGUCCUCACUGCCCCAGCGAACCCCGAAGACUUUCACCUACAACUUGCAUCUUUGGUGGAAUUGGCGAAACACGGCAAAGAUUUGUCGGGCUUCCACUACCAUACAAUACCACUCCUGACAGCUUGGCUACGAGAAUGCUUCAACGCUACCGCGUUGGCCCGUCGCUCAUUACCUCGAAACAAAGCGAAAAGUAAAGCUCCGCUUGGCGAGGAAUCCAACCUAUCUUUGCUCUUUGCAUUCAUUGUGGAUGUCAUAAAAUUCAGCUUCAACGUUUCGAGCGAUGAGACUGCCGGGGACCUUAUUGAUGUGGUUCUCUACAUAUGCCUACAAACGCCGGUAGCGACUGAUUUGAGAGCUUGUAUCAAUGUCAUUGAUACAAUCGUCACCUAUGGGGAGAUUCCAAAGAACAAACUUGUUGACUGCGUCAAAGUUUUGUGUGCUAUUCAUUGCCUGGUGGAAGCUGUGGAACAAGAAGCAUGGCGCUCGAUCAGGACCCUCUGCCGCUCGCAUAAUGGCCAGACAACUGUUAGGAUUCUUCUAAAUAUACUUCGCGAUCCACCAGCAACUGGAGGUCCUGGCAAGCAUGCUAUUCGUGAAAUCCGGGGAGCUUUGUCGGUUUUAGAAAAGUUGUUCACGAAGAGCAGUGAAAAGGGAUAUCCCCUGGUACCCUUCACACUCCUAGUACACGCUCUCAACAAAGUCGUGUCAAUAAGACACACCAAAGUUGAGGCGGAUGCAUUGAAACUCAUCCUAUCUUUGUUCGGUGACGAAGGCGACGAAGUCCCAGACAAUGUGAUGGAAGAGGAUUGGGCUCUGAUGUUUGAUGUAGUGGUGAAAUGCUCGCGACGAGCGUUGGAGACAUCUGACGGUAGCCCAGUUGCUACUAGGUCUCGAAUGAUAAGCCCCAUGGGCCAGGAAGAGAUAAGCGAUCGAAAUUUGGUGACUACUCUGGGGCAAACACUCUACAGUCUCAUCGUUCGGGUAGAGCAACUCCUAGUCAGGUUCAAGGGCAGCGACUUCUACCAGCGCGAAGACUGCAUGAACUUCUUCGUCCAAGUUCAUGCUCACCUACCUGAGUCCUGUGCCGAACUGGUCAUUGAUUACUUCAUGGACUAUAGGUUAUGCUACCCUACAGAUCUAGAUUGGAAGAGAAAUAUUAGGACAAUCCUCGAGGCCUUCUUCGAUGAUCGCUCCCAGCCAACACCUAUUCGACUCCACGCGAUCGAAGCUGUCACGGACGUCUAUCAGGUCGUGGAAAUGAUGGAUGAUCAGGAAGACCCUAAUCUCAUACCUGAUUUUGUUUCGGCACUGCUGGAUGACACGGGCGACGAGAAGGAUAUUGCAGUGUUACAGGAGCUAGUUGCCUUCGCCGUAUCCGUUGCUGAAAAGGCUGAACGUCCCCUGUUCGACAAGGUCAUCUAUGCUAUUCGUGGGAGCGUCACAAGUGAUCGUCUUCAAUCCCCGCUUGGAUCUCCACCCGCAUCUCGACACGGCUUAAGUAGGCCUGUAUCUUCAGCUGUGCCCAAUCCUAAUUUGGUCCAGACUCCAUCAAAUGUUGUCACGAAAGGCUUCAUUCAAAUUUUCAUGAGAACCAUGGAUAAAUCCACCUUCAAAGCUCUUCGGAUGUUCGAGGAAAUACUCUCUAUCGCCAAGUCUCCUGACUGCGAGACAGAUGCGCGUAUAUCAGCCAUGAAGAUGCUUUUCCGCUUACGAGCAGACUGGGCGAAUAGAGUCUUUUUAAUUCCCCAGACUGAAUCUGAGGGCUUGGCAGCAUCUUUGUAUCGAACAACAGGUUCAUUAGCCAGAAAGCACGCUGCUGACGAAGCAGCACAGCAGCAGCGCUUGUCUAGAAAUGAAGAUGCUAUCUCUCGUCUAUCGCGGAGUACUUCCUUUAGUCAAGGACAUUCUCAACCUAGACAGCCUGUCCGAUUGGGAAGUGGUGCUAGCAGGACUCUCCAAAGAAAUCACCAAAUGUGGAUGUAUCCAGACCCAGAAGCCCUCCCAGAAAGUCCCUCUGACAACUUAAGCUCGCGGCUGAUUUCCAUCGCCAACGAUGAAGAUGAUCAUAAGGAUGAUGAAGCGAAUGAGAAGGUUCUAGAGGAUGGUGGUACUGGUGAAGGAUCCGAACCCGAAAAAGAGCAAAUUGAAACCAGCUCACCCCUGAAGCACCAGGCGACGCUAAAUAUUGGAAUGUACGUUGAGACUGUGACUAGACUUCUGGAGAAUCAGUGCGACUGGGAGGUCUAUAGCUUCAUUCUAGUUCACCUGCCCUCUCAGUUGACAAACCAAGCUCUCUUCAGAAGUCAGAGUGCGAUUAAGAAGAUCAAGGAAUUGAGGAAGGUGCUAUGUGAUCUUCUCAAGAAUGAUAGCUUUCAAGAGCCGCCGGGCUCAUCAGGUCUUCGUAAAGCCGACGUGGCAAUCUGCCUCUUCCAGGUAUUGAACAUGGUCAUGGGCUAUCACCACCAUUUUUUCAAGAAUGACCAAGAUGAAAUUGUUCGAACGUUUGUGCUAGGAAUAGGAUCAAAUUGGGAGCGAACUGCCAAAUGUUGCAUCCACGCUCUCUCCAUAUGUUGUCAUGAGAUGCCUGGAUCGACAAGCAAGUCACUGAUGACCAUUCUCCAAAAGAUGUCAACAAUCAUCACGCAGUCUCAGGUUGCUGUUCACAUUCUUGAGUUUCUGGCCUGUCUUGCUAGGCUGCCCGACCUUUAUGUCAAUUUCAGAGAAGAAGAGUACCGAACGGUGUUUGCAAUUUGUUUUCGUUACCUCCAGUACGUCAGAGACCAACCGGCCAAGGAAGGGUCUUCUCGCAGCAGCUAUCCUCAUGCGAGGAAUUCUGCGGUCAUUACAGAGCACAGUGUGUUUGAGAGCAACCUCCAACCGAAUACAUCAGACGAUCUACCGCAAUAUGUAUAUGCACUGGCUUAUCAUGUCAUUAUAUUCUGGUUCCUGUCACUAAAGCUUAAUGAUCGAGCAGGUCAAGUCAGUUGGAUUGCCAAAAAUCUCGUCUCAAUAGAUGCCAACGGCAAAGAAAGAAUGGACGAGCAGGCGCAAGCUACGCUUGACUUUAUGCAGCGCGUCGCCUAUGCAGAUGUCGACGAUUCGAGAGCAGAUCCUACCUUUACGUCUGACCGGUUUGGCGAGAUCUUGAAGAAGCGAUGGAUAGUCGGCCAGAGUGUCGUGACUGUGGAACAAGCAACUAGGGGCGGUUGGGCUCAAAUCACAAAACGCCAGCCGUCAGGAACUUCGUGCUACAUAAUCCGCGAGAAAUUCAGCCGGCCUCCAGCACACCAGAGUCCAGUUUCAGCAGAUUCCACGAGAGAAUCUCAGCACUCUGAUAAUAACAUGGUCCUCCCAAGUCACCUCUUGCUGCAGUUGACCGCCUCAAUCCCUCAGGCUGCGGAGUCGAUUCGUCCGAUUCCAUUACCCAUGGAUACUGCUAUGGACCGAGCAAUCAAAUCAUUGGAUCGCAACUUCACUGUCGAUGGCCACAAAGUAGGUGUGGUAUAUGCUGGUGAAAAUCAAACGCACGAAGUCGAGAUUCUGGCAAACAUCAUGGGCAGUACUGAUUACACCGACUUUCUCACUGGUUUAGGCACCCUUACGAAACUGAAGGGUGCUGAUUUCAACACCCAAGGCUUAGAUCGCUUUGGCGACUCUGAUGGCGAAUAUGCAGUCUGCUGGCGUGAUCGUGUGUCAGAGAUCGUUUUCCACGUUACGACUCAAAUGCCAACGAAUCUUGAGCGUGAUCCGCAGUGCAUUGGCAAGAAGAAACAUAUUGGUAACGAUUUUGUCAAUAUCAUAUUCAACAACUCCGGUCAUCCAUUUCAAUUCGACACCUUCCCUUCGGAAUUCAAUUAUGUAAACAUUGUUAUUACUCCAGAGUCGCGAGCCUCGUUCGUUGCCACCCGGUUUCGCUCGAAAGCAAAUGCAAAGAGCGCAUUUUAUAAAGUACAAGUUAUGAGCAAGCCAGGAUUUCCGGAGAUCUCGCCGGCUGCGGAGACAAAGAUCAUGAGCUUGGAGGCCCUGCCAGGCUUUAUACGCCUCCUAGCCCUCAAUGCCUCGGUGUUCUGUCUCGUAUGGGCAAACAGGGAGGGAGGAGAGAAUGUGUCGUCAUGGCGAAACCGGUUACGUGAGAUCAAUCGACUGAAAGAGAAAUACGGGCCGAAGCCCUCUACUUCAUCAACCACCACGCCCCCAGGCACCGCGAAUGGUGUAAAUGUACGAGAUAGUGUCACCAGUCUCCGACGCUCGUCGGUCGCGAACUUCCUGACCAACACGAACGAGUCCAGUUCUCAGCGGUCAUCGGUUCUUUCAACGGCCGAGACGCAAGUUGGCGGUAGUGGAGGGGAUAGUAUUGUGGAUAGUCUAGACUUUUCGAAAUGGGCGUAA
Molecule: messenger RNA, 4890 nt
Organism: Lachnellula hyalina
Lineage: Eukaryota; Fungi; Ascomycota; Leotiomycetes; Helotiales; Lachnaceae
Gene: tsc2
Product: Tuberous sclerosis 2-like protein
Exons: 2
Biological process (GO): positive regulation of GTPase activity; negative regulation of TOR signaling; regulation of small GTPase mediated signal transduction
Cellular component (GO): cytoplasm; TSC1-TSC2 complex; nucleus
Molecular function (GO): GTPase activator activity
Source: RefSeq, a predicted model, not a curated record